Molecule: messenger RNA, 534 nt
Organism: Rhipicephalus sanguineus (brown dog tick)
Lineage: Eukaryota; Metazoa; Arthropoda; Arachnida; Ixodida; Ixodidae
Exons: 1
Coding region: 1-534 (177 amino acids)
Source: RefSeq, a predicted model, not a curated record
AUGGUGGAACGCCUUCACCGACAAGUAAAAACAGCCCUGACCACCCCCCUUAAUAGUGCCACCUCGGUUGAUGCCUUGCCCCUGAUGCUCCUGGGUUUACGGGCUCUUAUUCUGGCAGACCUACCGUGCUCAGCAGCCGAGUUGGUGUGUGGAGGUUAUCUGCUGCUCCCUGGAGACUUCUUCACAUCAACGCAGCUACCAGCCCAGCCACAACGAUUCCUACAACGCCUCCUGGACUGCGUUCAACAGGUCCGGCCUACUCCACCACGGCCUCCGCACCACAAAAAAAUAUUCGUCCACCCAGAGCUGGCCACCGCAACACACGUUUUCGUGCGCCGUGACGCAGACCGACCUUCUUUAACACCAGCCUACGAUGGACCAUUCCGCGUGCUUCAUCGCUCCCCAGAAACUUCCAGUCUUCUGCAGAACGGCCGCGAAGAGACUGUCAGCCUGGACCGACUGAAGCCGGCGUACCUGAAGACCGCCCUAGAAAGCCUCACAUUUACGCCUGACCUCCCGUUUGACUGCCACUAA